UGAGGAUGAGCGAACCGAGGACACCGUGGGUCGUGUUUAUGUUUUAACAUAGAGAUUAAAAUAUAUAUUAGACGUGACACGGAUGGACAUGAUUGGUAAAUACAUGUUAUAAAGUAUUGGAACUUUGUAUAUCGUUUGUUCGGAGCACAUCUCGACCAAUUAGCAGCCAGUAGCGGCUAAAAGUCCCUACAGUUCAGACUGCUUCAUUGUGGAUCACCGGGACACGCCGUGCUGCUUCAGCCGCAGCUACUGGUGUUUUACCGGGACAUCAAGCAUGUGACAUCGGGACGUCAGACCAUCUAUGAUGCCGCCUCCGAUUCGUCACACUGGUCACCUAGAGGACUCAUAGAGAGAUGAAGACUCUGGAGGAGCCCCCCUACUUGACAGUAGGGACGGAUGUGAGCGCCAAGUAUCGAGGGGCUUUCUGUGAGGCCAAGAUUAAGACUGCCAAGAGGCUAGUCAAGGCCAAGGUGACCUUUAAACCAGAUCUGUCCACAGCUGAGGUUCAUGAUGAAAACAUCAAAGGACCUCUAAAGGUGGGUGGUGUUGUAGAGGUGAAGAACCAGGAUGGAGUUUACCAGGAAGCAACAAUCAAUAAGCUGACCGAUGCUAGUAUAUAUACUGUUGUGUUUGACGAUGGCGAUGAGAAGACCCUGAGGCGUUCCUCUCUCUGCCUGAAAGGAGCGCGUCACUUCGCAGAGAGCGAGACACUCGACAGACUCCCGCUCACCAACCCCGAGCACUUCGGCACACCUGUCAUCGGCAAGAAGGGCAACCGCGGCAGACGAUCGAACCCAGUCCAAGAAGAAGAAGCGUCUUCAUCCUCCAGCGAAGAAGAGGAGAGCGACCAGCGGCAGAAUGAGGAUCUGUUCGGCAAAGUGGUCUGCGUGGAGGGGGUCACCACCGGGGACAAAAAGAAGACCACGUGGUAUCCUGCUCUGGUCAUCUCCCCAGACUGCCACGACGACGUGACUGUGAAGAAGGACAACAUCUUCGUCCGCUCCUUCAAGGAUGGAAAAUUUAACACUGUGCUGCGGAAGGACGUCCGCGAGAUGAACAGCGAUUGUCCUCCAAAAGCCGACGCAGGGCUCAAACCAGCAUUGGACGCCGCCUUGGAGUUCCUGCAGCAGUUUGUCGUGCCCGGCACCUGGAAGACAGAAGUGAAAGAAGAAAGUUCCAGCAGCGAGGAUGAGGAUGAAGAGGAAGAGGAAGGGCAGGGAGAAGAUGCCAAAGGCGAAGACGAGGAGGAGGAGGUGGAGCCGUUCCCAGAGGAGCGGGAGAACUUUCUGCAGCAGCUCUACAAGUUCAUGGAAGACAGAGGAACUCCCAUCAACAAGCGGCCUGUUCUGGGCUACAGGAACCUGAACCUGUUCAAGCUCUACAGGCUGGUGCACAAACUGGGAGGCUUUGAAAAGAUUGAAAGCGGCUCCGUUUGGAAGCAAGUCUAUCAGGAUCUGGGAAUCCCAGUGCUCAACUCGGCCGCCGGCUACAAUGUCAAAUGUGCUUACCGCAAGUACUUGAAUGGAUUUGAGGAAUACUGCACCUCCACCGCCAUCACCUUCAGGAUGGACCUCCCUUUGAAACAGGCCCCCAAGGCGGAGGUGAAGUCUGUCGGGGAGGCAGGAGGACCACCUGCCACCUCCUCCUCCAGCUCAGAAGAGCAGAAAGCCCCGGUGGAUGGGGAACCUUGUUGCACGCAGUCUAUAGUCUGCAAGGACGAGAAGCCUGAGUUGCCCCAAAACAAAAUGGAGCCUGAACCAUCAAAAACGGAGGCAAAGGACAGCGAAAACGACGACGACGACGAUGACAACGACGACGAAGAGGAAGGCGGUCCCCUCAAGGGAGACGCAGAUGAGGGCUCGUCGACGGCUCGCCUCGGAGCGGAGAACAUAAAGGAGGAGCGCGACGAGGAGCAGGAGAGCAAAGACAACUCUGGGGAUGACAGCAGUCAGGAGGGGGAGGAAGGGGAGGAGUUUGAGUGUUACCCCCCGGGGAUGAAGGUGCAGGUGAGGUAUGGGCGAGGCCGCAAUCUGAAGACGUACGAGGCCACUGUGAAAGAGGCAGACGUGGAGGGGGGAGAGGUGCUCUACCUGGUGCACUACUGUGGCUGGAACGUCAGAUAUGAUGAAUGGAUCAAAGCAGACAAGAUUGUGCGUCCUGCCAAUAAGAACGUACAAAAAAUAAAGCACCGCAAAAAGAUAAAGAACAAAGCGGAGAGGGAGCGAGACAGGUUGGAGAGGCUCAAUGACCGGGACGGCCUCGGCCCGUCGCCCAACGCUAACCGCCUCCCGCGCUCCAAAUGUGGCCUGAGUCAGGAUGUCUUUUCCAAGAUGGACGAGGGUGAGGACAAAGGGACUCAGCAGUCUCCAGUCAAGUCUAUAGAAAUUACUUCUAUCCUCAAUGGCCUGCAAGCCUCUGAGAUGUCCACGGAUGAGAGUGAGCAUGAAGAUGAGGAGGGAGAGCAUAAUGAGGAGGAUCACCCAGGUUGCAGAGGCAGCCCCAGAAAGGCCCCACCGGAGUCCCCACAAGCGUCAGAGUCCUGGGAGAGCGGCGCCACUCCUGAAGCAUCCAAACCUCCUUCAGUCUCAGGAAAGAACCAGGAUUUAGUCGGCGCAGAGAGCGCAGAUGUUGGGAAGCGCAGAAGCCAACCGGAGUCAGAGGGAGAGGCGAGCAACAGGAAGAGAAAAUUUGACUGCGCAGCAGAGAGGACCCCGAAAGGCCAAUCCAAAGCUAAAACCCGGAGCACCAGGAGUGCCGACUGGUUGCCUGGAGGCUCCCCCAGGAAGCUGGAGGAGAGGGCGGCUGGUCCCGUGGAGGAGAGGGGGGCGUCGUCCAGCAGCAGCUCAGAGGAUGAGGGAGCAGCGCUGGCAAAGGCACAGGCUGAGGAAAGUGAGCGAAGCCGGCCAAAAACCAAAGGUUCCCCUUCCAAGAAGUACAACGGGAUGAAGGAGAAGACCAAAGGUGGCAGACAAGCUGGGUUCUGGGAGAUUCCUGAAAAGAGGGCCAAGAUGUCUGGGAACGCAGAGGAGAGGCCAGCUGUCCGUUCUAAAGGUCAAAAGGACGUGUGGUCCAGUAUCCAGGCCCAGUGGCCGAAGAAGACUCUCAAAGAGUUGUUCUCCGACUCGGACACAGAGGCCGCCAAUUCCCCUCCUCCACCUGUGCCCCCAUGUCCGGAGGAGCCGAGUGUCGAAGAGGACGCCGCACCCGACGACGAAGUCUCGGAGGAGCAGAUGGACAACGACAAACUGCAGGAGUUUCCCAGCAGCGGCAGCAACUCUGUACUCAACACACCGCCAACAACGCCUGAGUCGCCCUCAGGAGGAGGCAGCGCUGUGGAAGACUCCGGUCCGGCGCAGCCUUCCUCCCCGCCGCCGUCCAUACCCCCAGCCUUGCCUUCAGAGACGGUUUCUGACGCUCUUCCCCCGGGACCCAUACAGGAGGAAGUGGCAGGCGGGCGCAGCGAGACAGACAGCAGCACGGUGGAGGUGGAGAGUCUGGGUGGAGAGCUGCAGGACCUUCCUCAGGACGAGGGGGCCGCUUCCCCCUCAAAGGUGUUUGACGUCAGCCUCUCCUGCAACAGCAGCAGCAGCUGCAGCCUCGAGCUGAGCAGCAGCAGCCAGCAGGAGAAUGAGCAGAAGUCCAAAGCGUCUGUGAGUCAGAAGCGGCAGAAAGAAUCGCAGACAGCCGGAGCCUCAAAGAAACACAAGCCAAACCGCAAGAGCCAAGUGCCUCCCAAAAAGAAUAGGAAAACAGCCAACAGCAGCGACAGUGAAGACCAGUCUGUUGUUGAGGGCACUGCCAAACCAACUGCCUCUAAGAACAACGCGCCAGACGUGAAGGCCGCCACUUCACCCAAGUGUCACGGGCGUUCUCCCCCCUCGAGCCAUAAGUACCACAAGCAGGGUGACGCCGACCACACCCAGCACCGAGACAACCAUGGAAGAUCGCCACGUGUGUACAAGUGGAGCUUCCAGAUGUCUGACCUGGAAAAGAUGAGCAGUCUGGAGAGGAUUUCGUUUCUUCAGGAGAAGCUGCAGGACAUCAGGAACCACUACCUCUCCCUCAAGUCUGAGGUGGCCUCCAUCGACAGACGACGAAAACGCAUGAAGAAGAAGGAACGGGAAAGCACAGUGGCUGCUUCCACCUCAUCCUCCUCCUCCUCCUCCCCGUCCUCCAGCUCACUGACUGCAGCAGUCAUGCUGACACUGGCUGACCCGCCGGUGUCAUCCUCAUCCUCCUCUUCGCAGAACUCUGGGGUAUCAGUGGAGUGCAGGUGACAGGACGAGCCAGCGAAGAGCCACCGCACUAAGCACUUAACCAGCACCCCGGGGUCAUCGCCCCCAUUCCCCUCCAACCGGACGGACAAGUCAACCUACAUACUGUAACUACUGGGGCACAAAAACCAGACCAGAGACUAACAAAAAACAAACAAGAAACAAGCACUAUUUUCUAUUGACAACUGUUUCCUUGGCAAGCUAAUGGCACUCAAGUGCACUUUUAUGAAGAUUGUGUAGGGGGAUCAAAAUUGUCCAAAAAAACAACAACAACACAAAAUUGUCUUUUACUCCUUAAUUGAACAUUUAUAAGAAUUGUUUUUGCAAGCAAUAAUUGUUUUCCAUUUGAUAUAAAGUUUUAAUGGUAAGGGAUGAUUUCCAGCGAAGACCCCUCUGUGCUCUGUCCUCACAGCUCAACACGGUGCAGCCUGCCGCUCGCCCGUGUUAUCGUGGGGAAUUCAGAGGCCACAUUGGCAUUAAAGAGCGUAACGAAAUGUAACUUCGCCACGUUUCUCUGUCCACCCUCAUUAAAAAGGCCUUCAUGUGGUUAAACCUCAAGUGGUUGACGAUGCUCUUCUGGCGUACAGGCGUGUGGUCCCUGUACAUGUUUGCAUAGAUAGGGUUUCAGACCAUCAUAGGUCCGCUGACAGCCUCAGUGGAUGCAUAUGGAAUGAUACUGUAGUGCCUUUUUGUUCUUUUCCAUGGGGCACUUUCUUCUCAAAUCAGAGUAUCAGCUGGAAUAAUGUGUCCCGUACAAAAGACUGAAGAACGCUGUAGCUUGAGCAGGCAGUGACACAUAAUGGUGGUUUUUAUCAGCGUAGGGUAAUAUUUUAAAAGUAUAAUUGUCAAAGCAGAACUCCUACUGGAUCAUAAUCUACUACUGAAUACUCAUCCAGCUUGGGUGCAACUGUUAAGUUUGGCAGUAUAAAAUGUGCAAUGAUGGAGGUGGUCACAUUACUCCAGUUCAUCAGCCUUUUAAACGCCUAUCUGCUUUAUUUGAUUAUGUUUUCAUCAACUCAUUAAAUCCCCCCCCUCCGCCCCCACGCUCCCAUCAUCUUCACUGAAUAUUUACAACUGGAUCAAGUUAACGUGAAAGCAGCCAUAGGAGGUAUUUACAGCAUGUACUCGUGAAGCUGAAUCCCACAUUUUUGCAGCGUUUCAAAACAAACAUGAAGGUAUUUAAUUAAGUUUUUGCUUUGUUAAAUAAAGCAACGCAUCUUUCUAAUUUCACUCAUGAUCAAAAAAUGACACGCCAGCUUCCUCUCAUAUUCAUCCCUACCAACCAAAAACUGUUUGGUUCUGUUUCCUGUACUAUGACCAGAUUAAAGGUAAAGAUAUUGUAAAUGUGCAUUUAUAUCAUAAAGUGACGUAUGUGUAUACAUUUCUGAAGACAUCUCCAGUGUUUCCUUUGUAUAGACCCCCUACUGUAUGAUAACCUGAAGUUACAUUUUGUUUGGCACCUGUAUGUAAUUGUAUGCUUUUGUUAUACAUUUGUAUAUUGAGAAGUGUUUUGAGUCAAGCUAUUUAAUAUCUUGCACUGUUAAUAACAUGUACCUUUCUGUACAGACAGUUUUACGGUUUUAACUGCAGUUUUGAGUGUAAAUACUGAGGGUCACAGCAUGUUUGUUCUCCCUUCUGUCCUCAUUCUUGUUCUCUUGUUGGAACAGAUUUUUUUGAGUUCAUUUAUGUUGUUCUGCCUCUUUUCAUCAGUUUCAAUACUUUUUUUUUUUUUUCCUUUCUUCCUUUUUUUUUAAUUUCAUGUUUUGCCUUAGUUUGUAUUGUUUUUGUUUUUCUAUAGCUUGUGCUUGUAAGAGAAGGAUGGUGGUUUUUGGACGCGGCUGAACUAUUUUCCAACCUGUACAUGGCCUGAAGCUACAGCUGUAUGAACCUGUAUAUGGAAAAAUAGUCUGGAUCAUAGAUUAAGAGAAAGUAAUGGAGCUUAUUGAAAAAUGCUCAAUAGUAUUUAUUAGGCUCAUCUGAUGAUGGUCAUUGUGUAAUUUAUUGUAAAAAUGUAAGCAAAGCAGAAGCCUCUGUUUGAAAUAAAUGCCAUAGUUUGUGAAGUA
Sebastes umbrosus (honeycomb rockfish) is the source of this 6337-nucleotide messenger RNA. It is a transcript of the gene arid4b, whose product is annotated as AT-rich interaction domain 4B. Bases 354 to 4277 code for a protein of 1307 amino acids. The transcript is spliced from 24 exons. Lineage: Eukaryota; Metazoa; Chordata; Actinopteri; Perciformes; Sebastidae. Gene Ontology annotation, biological process: regulation of transcription by RNA polymerase II. Gene Ontology annotation, cellular component: nucleus. The record is from RefSeq and is a predicted model, not a curated record. Gene Ontology annotation, molecular function: transcription cis-regulatory region binding.